Messenger RNA from Triticum dicoccoides, 427 nucleotides. Its product is annotated as defensin-like protein. The coding region runs from base 127 to 369 and encodes 80 amino acids. NCBI's taxonomy places the organism in Eukaryota, Viridiplantae, Streptophyta, Magnoliopsida, Poales, Poaceae. Gene Ontology annotation, biological process: defense response. The transcript has 2 exons. The record is from RefSeq and is a predicted model, not a curated record.
AUAGUUUUUUUUUAAUAUGGUCUGGCCAUCCAUGACUAUAAGAAGAGAAAGCACUAACGUAUUUGGAUCUGCAUCGUCUCCUCUCCGCUAGCUUAAUUUCUCCCUUGGGUGUUUAUUCUUGAAGACAUGGAGGUCUCCAAGAUCAAGAUGCCAGGCUUGUGCUUGCUGCUGCUCAUGCCACUCCUGUUGCUUCCUGGAUCUGAAGCAGGCGAUACUUGCAGGGUGUUGAGCAAGACAUACACUACUUUCCACUGCGCGGACAAUCCAUGCCUCGAGCACUGCCACAAGGAGGGGUUCCCUCGUGGGGAGUGUGAGUUCGUCGCCUUAGAACCUCUCGCGUUAGUCUGCUUCUGCAGGAAACCCUGCUGAUGAUGCUUGUGAAGUAAUAAUACUGUUGUGUGUUUAUAAGGAAGUGUAUAUGUCAAAC